UUCAGAAUGGACACCGAAUUUAUUAAGGCUAUAAUUGAAGGUGUAGCAUUUGCUACAACCCCAAAUCCGGAACCUCAGCAAGCGCCAUCUUUUGUUGAAGUAUUAUUUUUUGGAUCUCCUCCAAAUUGA
This is a messenger RNA of Racocetra persica, 129 nucleotides long. NCBI's taxonomy places the organism in Eukaryota, Fungi, Glomeromycota, Glomeromycetes, Diversisporales, Gigasporaceae. The record is from the annotation of a GenBank genome assembly.